Pantherophis guttatus is the source of this 1872-nucleotide messenger RNA. RefSeq names its product annexin A5 (gene ANXA5). Gene Ontology annotation, cellular component: nucleus; plasma membrane; vesicle membrane. The record is from RefSeq and is a predicted model, not a curated record. Gene Ontology annotation, molecular function: calcium-dependent phospholipid binding; calcium ion binding; phosphatidylserine binding. Lineage: Eukaryota; Metazoa; Chordata; Lepidosauria; Squamata; Colubridae. Gene Ontology annotation, biological process: negative regulation of coagulation.
GCUCACUUUCUCCGGCUCUCCCCAUUUCCGUUGUUUCCCGAGAGGCGACCGCAUCUCGCAGCUUCGCCCCCUCAUUCUAAGGCUACGCUUUUGCUCUUCGCCUAAAAAACCUAAACGAUCCCCGAAGCCAUGGCAAAGUAUACAAGAGGUACUGUAAAAGACUUCUCUGGAUUUGAUGCCAGAGCUGAUGCUGAAGCUCUUCGCAAGGCAAUGAAAGGAUUGGGAACUGAUGAAGAUCCAAUCUUGAAGAUUCUAACGGGCAGAACCAAUGCUCAACGCCAGGAAAUUGCAGUACAAUUUAAAACUCUUUUUGGCCGGGAUUUAACCGAUGACCUUAAAUCGGAACUUACAGGCAAACUGGAGACGCUCAUGGUUUCCCUGAUGAGACCUGAACGGAUUUAUGAUGCACAUGCACUAAAACAUGCCAUUAAGGGGGCAGGAACUGAUGAACAAGUCUUGACUGAAAUUCUUGCAUCUCGGACACCUGCUGAAAUCAGGAAUAUAAAGCACGUUUAUCAGGAAGAAUAUGAAGCCGAUUUAGAAGAUCAUAUCAUAUCAGAUACUUCUGGCUUCUAUCAGCGAAUGUUGGUAGUUCUUCUACAAGCUAACAGAGACCCUGAUGGCCAAAUUAAAGAAAGUCUAAUUGAGCAAGAUGCUCAGGAGCUGUUUAGAGCUGGGGAACUGAAAUGGGGAACAGAUGAAGAAAAAUUUAUCACCAUUUUGGGAACUCGAAGUAUAUCUCACUUAAGGAAGGUUUUUGACAAAUACAUGACUAUUUCUGGUUUUCAAAUUGAAGAAACAAUUGAUCGUGAAACAUCUGGUCCACUUGAAAAGCUGCUUCUGGCAAUUGUGAAGUGUGUCCGAAGUGUUCCUGCCUAUUUUGCUGAAUGUCUCUUUUAUGCAAUGAAAGGAGCAGGCACUGAUGAUGAAACAUUGAUCAGAAUUAUGGUUUCAAGGAGUGAAAAAGAUCUACUUGAUAUCAGGCAGGCAUUCAGAAGGGAUUUUGCAAAAAGUUUGCACCAUGUAAUUCAGAAAGAUACAUCUGGUGACUACAGAAAUGCGCUUCUGCUGCUGUGUGGAGGAGAAGACUAGUGAAGUCUACAAUAACACAGAGGACAGAAUCUCAAAUCAUGCCUUGUGCCUUUUCCCAGUUAUAUGGCAUUUACAUAGAUCUGCAGUCUUGUUUGUAUCCAUGCUGGCCUUUUUAUGCCAGAAGCAGUGUACUGUUGUUAGUCACAUAUUAUGAUGCUUCUUCUUGCACUGGCUUGCUUACGUAGGAUUAUUUUCCUUACCAGGAAAGUUAUGUUGCUUCAUGCAUUUAUUUUACAUAAUUGAAAUUUAAAAUCAAUGGAACAAAUUUGGACCCAAUAUUUCAUGUGUACAUUCCUUAUUGAAAAAAAAAUUGACAAAAGUGCCUUUAAAUAAAUGUGUUUUUAUUUUUGAAAUCAAAAGCCCGAAAUCGGGGGUGCUUGUAGGCAAAGCUUUUAUUAUGCAAUUAGUGCUUACUAAAGUUUCACAGUGGGCCCAGAUGACACUGUUUUCCUGGAGGAACUUACCCAGAGUUUUCCACUGCUGUUUCUGACUGUUUUCUUCACAGAAGAGGAAAAGCUAUAAUAUCAUAUCCUUUUGAGAAUAUAGUGUUCAUAGUUGGCUAUCUAGGAACAUCCCUCCAUUUCAGCAAAAGUGGAAGUAAAAUACAUUCCAAGAAACAAAACCAAAUUUCCUCUUAGAUAAACUUGCACAAUAUAUCUUGCACUUUUUACUCAUUGUAAAGAACAUUUCUGCUAAUAGAUUUAAAAUAGUGAGCUAUGCAUUAACUGUCCUCAUGUAAUGUGAUUUUGGUACAAUUAAAAAUGUUUAUAAUCUACUAAA